This is a messenger RNA of Perca fluviatilis (European perch), 3077 nucleotides long. It is a transcript of the gene rab14l, whose product is annotated as RAB14, member RAS oncogene family, like. Gene Ontology annotation, molecular function: GTPase activity; GTP binding. The transcript is spliced from 8 exons. Gene Ontology annotation, biological process: endocytic recycling; phagosome maturation; Golgi to endosome transport. NCBI's taxonomy places the organism in Eukaryota, Metazoa, Chordata, Actinopteri, Perciformes, Percidae. The record is from RefSeq and is a predicted model, not a curated record. Gene Ontology annotation, cellular component: recycling endosome; trans-Golgi network; phagocytic vesicle. The coding region runs from base 213 to 860 and encodes 215 amino acids.
GCGAAACAGUGCACACACCGCAACCGCAAAUCGCCGCAUAUGAUGCUCUUUGUCCCAGAAGCCCAUUGUACACAGCGGAGGAAACCCUGUGGCGUUAUUAUGUGCCGUGAGCAGCCAUCUUGGAUAGACUGAUCAUACUUGAGCCAGGAUAACCUGCAUUCCUCUUCUAAACAGCUCAAGAACACAAAGCUCAAAAGACUUUCUGAGCCACAAUGACCACUGCACCGUACAACUACUCCUACAUUUUCAAGUACAUCAUUAUCGGGGACAUGGGGGUAGGGAAGUCAUGUUUGCUUCACCAGUUCACAGAAAAGAAAUUCAUGGCGGAUUGCCCCCAUACGAUUGGUGUAGAGUUUGGUACAAGGAUAAUUGAGGUGAGCGGCCAGAAGAUCAAGCUGCAGAUUUGGGACACAGCGGGACAAGAGCGCUUCAGGGCUGUCACCCGCUCCUACUACCGCGGAGCUGCAGGGGCGCUCAUGGUCUACGACAUCACCAGGAGAAGCACGUACAACCACCUCAGCAGCUGGCUGACUGAUGCCAGAAACCUCACCAACCCUAAUACUGUGAUCAUUCUCAUCGGAAACAAAGCAGACUUGGAGGCCCAGAGGGACGUCACAUAUGAGGAAGCCAAGCAGUUUGCUGAGGAGAAUGGUCUGUUGUUUCUGGAAGCCAGCGCAAAAACAGGUGAAAACGUUGAGGACGCCUUCCUGGAAGCUGCCAAGAAGAUCUACCAGAACAUCCAAGAUGGCAGCCUGGACCUGAACGCCGCUGAGUCGGGCGUCCAGCACAAGCCCUCGGCCCCUCAGGGCGGCCGGCUAACCAGCGAACCACAGCCCCAGAGGGAAGGCUGCGGAUGCUAAUGACCAAGCAAACCCCCUUUAUCCUCCCUUCCUCUUUCUGUCUCUUCGUCUGUCCUGCCCACCCUCCUUUAACCAUCUCCCCUCCAUCCAUUCCUCCACCUCCGUACGUCCAUCCACCCUCCUCCCUCACUGCACUAGGAGCUGCAUGAGUGCAGGGCUGCGGAGGGAAGAAACGUGUGUGUGGGGGGGGCGGCAGAUACCGAAUUGGGCUAGACUUGAGCUGUGUGGACUACAUCUCUCCCCUCCUCUUCUCUACCAGUCUGUCUCACUCCUCCUCCCUAAACUCUGUCAGUGUGUUGUCGUCCCAUAACACUUGCGCUCCUCUUGCACCAUUCAGUCUAGUUCUCCCCGUCAUAGUAUCGUAGACGCCACCACACAUCACACGGGUUACUGACACUUUAGAUAGAUGUAAUGUUCAUACGAUAAUGAUACACAGAGACUGUUGUUUUUUUAUGUUUGGUUUUAUAGCUAUAUAUAUGACGUGUAAACACUGCAUUAAGUUUCAUCCACCACCACCACCACUGAUCAGUUCUGUAUGAAUCGGAUGUAAAUUAUACUCUCAAACUCCUGACAUCUCUCCUGCAUGGUUUACCAAUCCAGCAUUUUAUCGAGACAUGCGGGUGUGAUAUCUCACACGUUAAUUUGUGUGGGAUUAGACAGUGAAGGCAACGAAGCAGUGUAUCAUGCAGCCGCACAGGUAGAGGCUCUUAAGUGUGUGUGUGUGUGUGUCAAAGAACGUGUAGCAGAGUGAGCUUUUUCAGCAGGAUUCAAACCUGCUUGUGGCUUUUAUUUUGUUUCUGCUGCUCGGCACAGAGUGUGUUCCGGCAACACUGAUGUUCUCAGGAGAGAGAGAGAGAGAGGGAAGACAUUUUAGAAAACCAGUAAUUGCCCACUAAUUCCUUGGAGUUAAUUCCUCAGUCUCUCCUAUCGCAGGAAGGAAUAUUGGGUGUUCUUCCAGCUUGUGUGUUUGAGUGUCUGUGUGUUAAGAAGUUUGAUGGGGGUUUCAUUUAACUAAAAAACAUCGCUUUUCUGUUUUUGAUAGAUUCAUUCACGUUUCUUUGCACCAGCUGUUCCUCUCCUCGCCCGUCUGACCCCAAAACUCUCCCCCCAGGUCAUAUCAACAGAUUCUGUCUUUACCAGCAUUUUCUUUCUUUGUUUGUUGCCUUAUUAUAAUUAACGUUAUUACUUUUUAAUCUUUGUGUUGCUGCACUUGCUCUUCACACUGCUGUUGGACUCAGGUCGAGUCAGUAGUCUUUAAUCUAAAAGCCUUUUUAGAUUGACGAUUGCAUUUUACUGGAGAGAAACAAAAAUGCAAGUGGCUCACAUGUUUAAAAUAUCUCAAAAGUAUCAGCAGCAUGGUCUUAAAACAGUCAACCCUCCCUUAUCUCAAGUGCUGCACUGAAAAGCUGAUCUGUUCAUGUGGGCGGCUGUUCCUCUGCCUUGUAUAAUACAACACCAAGAGCAUGCUCCCCCCCCAAAAAAAAAAAAAAACAGUGAAAUUGUCAAUCCAAUUUUUUUUUUUUUUUUUUUUUUUUAAAGUACAAUUUUUCUGUACCAUAGUGUUUCCCUGAUUGGACAGCUGUAUAUAUUGCUUCUAAACUAUCGGUGAUGACCUCGCUACUUGGGAUUUAGAUAUUGAUUUGCUGGCUCUGCCAAGAUCUGUACAGUUCAUGUGCUAGUGGGUUGCCUGUAAUUCAUGCUUGGGAAAUUCUGUAACAUAGUUUCUAUUAAUAAAUGUAUGUAAAGGACAGACACCUAAACACCCCCCCCUGUCUGCACACUACUGAACCUGUUGAUUGGUUGAGGGGAGGUAGUGGAUUGACCUUAUGUGGAAACUAGUAUUUAUGUCUGCAAACUCUGAUUCCUCUCAUUUCUGUAUGGAGUGGAGAAUGGGGCACUGUUAUGUUUAUAUUUUCUUUGUCCGCCCCAUCAUCGCUCCUCCACAUGGGAGGGGCCUGCAUCGCUGUCUUAACUUUUGGGGAGUGGGGAUUGGUUUAUUAUUGUGGGAAGUUGGUGGGCUGGGUCUUCCUUUUUCCUGUGACCACUUCCUGCUUUUGUCUGUCCACAAGUACAAAAAAAGUACAUAUGUAUAAAUUUUUAAGGAGCUGUGCUAACAUUUCAAUGCGUUCUUGAGUGUAUAUGAUUUUAAAAUGUUGACCUUUUGAUUUUAAUGACAAAAUACUCUAGACAGAAAAAAUAAAUUAUACAUAACCUGUU